Linum trigynum is the source of this 2581-nucleotide messenger RNA. NCBI's taxonomy places the organism in Eukaryota, Viridiplantae, Streptophyta, Magnoliopsida, Malpighiales, Linaceae. The record is from the annotation of a GenBank genome assembly.
CCAAAAAAGUACGAGCAGAAGAUGAAGACGAUCCGUCGGAUCACCGAGCGGGAGCAGUAUGGGCUGAAGGUCAAGAUUUGCACAUGUGGACGUUCAAUAUGAACAACGGGGCCAGAUUCGGCAUUGCAACUACCAAUCAUGGCGAAAGUAUAAAUAGAGUGUACAAGGGCCUUUGAGCGAUGCCUGUUUCUGUCAUAGUUGAGAUGUCAUACUGGAAGAUCAACGAGUGGCGCGUGAAUCGGCUUCAGCUAGCUAUAGGGAGGGAGCUCUCUGGUCAUGCGAUAGCACAUGACGUCUUUGAUCAAAUGCAGAAGAACGAAGAGAAAUCAAGUAAGCAUAAAGUUGUUCUUUUCGACCGUAGUGAAGGAAUAUUUGCAGUCAAAACAGGUAUAUGGGGUGGUGGGAGAUGUGGUCACAAUCGUCAAACCGUUACUCUACACUUAGAAAGCCUAAUCGGGGAGUGUACAUGUCAAAAGUAUCAAAACACAAGAAUACUCUGUUCACAUGCAAUGGCAGUAGCUAAGUCAAUAACCAUGAGCCCCCACAGUCUGGUGAGUCCUUACUUCACUGAACAUGCGAUCAGGAACUCAUAUGAUGUAGCUUUGAGCCCCAUGCAAAAUGAAGCGUAUUGGCCUAUAUACAAUGGGAAGUUGAUUAUCCCACCGUUGCAAAUAGAUUUGGAUGCUAAUUGAAGCAUGCCAAUUAGACAAGCAAAAUGAGAAUUCCACUCUUAAAGCAUCUACUUAAUUAAAAAUUGAACACUUCCUAACCAAAUCUUGAUCAUCCAAAGCAAAUCAUUUGACUAUAAAUGGCCAACCCAGAUUAUCAAAAUUCACAUCCAAUACGCCAACAAAUUCUUCAAAUCGAAGAACCAACUAAGUAAAAUCAUAGGCCGCGACUCAAGAAGCAAGCUUUAUCGCGUAAACAAAGUUUCUCAAAUCAUUCAAUGAAACAGAUAGAGAAACUUUGGUAGAAACAAAGACAGGGAAAAGGAAAAAUGACAGCUUACAUGAAGUAGAGAUGGGUUUCAACGUGGAGAAGCUGACACACAUGGCAAUGAGUUCACCGGAGUCAAGGACGGAAGCCUCGCCGGUGAAAUAAAGGGUGAUCUUUGGAGACUCAACCCCUGCAUAGUUGCUUGCUCUUGUUUCCUAUUCUCCUUGGGGUUUUCUUCUCAUUAGCUUACAAAUCCAUCUCAGCUCCAAAAACACGAUCCUCCGUCUUCCAGGUUCUCGCCGACUUUCCUGUCCAGAAGUAUAUAUUGCUUCGCCUGUGUAAAUCAGUUGAGCAGAGAGCUCUGCAGAAAGUUUUGGGUACUAGAACUGGACGGCCGAUUCCAAGUACGGGCAUGUCGCCACGUGUGCAAUGAAGAUAGACUGCAACGAUCAACUUCCUACGACACCGUUUCGCAGAAGCAGCAAGCUGGCAGUAGAGGCGUGUGCAGUGGAACUUCCAACCUAAUCGUUGAGAAUACGAGAGAAACCGACAAGGGGUCUAUUUUGAUUAGGGAUGGCAACCCUAACUGGAAAUUCGGGUGCCCGACAGAAAACACACCAGUCAAAUCGGGGGAAAACCGAGUUGAUCGGGUGACGGAUCGGGGUCGGGCAAACCCAAACAAUUGACGUAGCAGUGAUGAAUUCAUCACUAUCCACCCCGUAACCUCCCAGCGACUAUCCGUCUUCCGAAUUCCAAUCACCAUACCCAGCCUCCAUCGAAGAGGCAGGCCAACUGCAGCCGCAGAACCCAUUUUGGACAUGAAGGAUGCGAAUUUUGUCUCCCACUCCUCCCUGUAGCGGGUAUGUGAAUAGCCAGGAAAUUCUCCCUCUCCUCGAUUCUCUCACUCCUCGACUCAGAUCUAUGAUGUCGAAGUGACGACGUCGAUGGAAUCAGGAAUCUUACGGCAGCGACGAUGGAAGAAGGGGAUCCGACAACCUGAUCAACAACAGGCGCUCUGAUCCCUUCCUUUUUCUGUCUUCUUCUCUCUUCUACCCAACGAUGGUUGGUGGUGCAGCGACGAUCAGGAGCUUCGCGACGGAGGAGGAAUGACGAAGUCCCCGCGGGGUUUCGAGUACACCCGUUUUCCGAGGUCGGGGCGGGUGGCAGUGGGAUUUUUGCCCCCGACGGUGUGGAUGUGGGUGAUUUCUCCAACCCAGGGAGGUCUCACGGGCGGGGAGCGGAUGCUGGGAAAUCGUCCCCGAUCCGCCUCGUUGCCAACCCUAAUUUUGAUGUUCAAUGUGCAAUGGUCCAAUAGUAUGAAGCAAUUUCGCUUGAUCUCGUCAAAUGUUAAAAAAUAAUUCUUAUUUGGUUAAGUUGGCUAAUUAGAAAUGAUGUACUAUGGAGUUCAAAGAAAUACUCUCGCUUUCUUUCCAUAAGAAAGAUGAGAAAAAUAUUGUUGAGAAUUUAAUAUGGUUUGGUUGAGAAAGUUCACAAAACCUUCUGAAUCGGAUCCAACAUAUAAAUCAUUUUCCAAAUUGAGUAUCAAGAUUCUGAAGAUGAGACGACAUGAAUCCAUAUAUUUUGUUAAAUUUUUUAUAAUCAAAUAAGCUAUUUUCGAGAAUUAUAUUAAAAUUUUGGAAUGAGG